This is a messenger RNA of Neofelis nebulosa (Clouded leopard), 2882 nucleotides long. RefSeq names its product sushi repeat containing protein X-linked (gene SRPX). Bases 1205 to 2518 code for a protein of 437 amino acids. The transcript is spliced from 9 exons. Lineage: Eukaryota; Metazoa; Chordata; Mammalia; Carnivora; Felidae. The record is from RefSeq and is a predicted model, not a curated record.
UACUGGUGAGUCAUUUCUCUGAAGCUUAGGGAGCCCUGGGAAAAGGGAAGGUACAUUUAGGUGAUUUCUCUCUGAAGCUGCUUCCUUUUUCAGUGGAGGGAUGAUGUGAAGAAAAAUUGGUUAAUAAAGUUCUGUUGCGGAACUUUUGCCCAAGAAAUGUGCCCACAGGCUGGCAAGAGGACACUGCCCUGCUCUGUCGCGAUAUGUCCAAGUUGUAAGAGAAUCAGGGUAGUACCAGCCAGUCCUUCGGUUGUUUUUCACAUGAGUGAACAGUCUAAUAUAAUGACCAGUGUCUGUCCAGUUGUGUUUCCCACCACAUUCCACGUUUUCUUAUGAUUUGUGAAUGCAGAGGCUCAUUCCUAUGCACAGCUCGUGUAUUAAUUGCCUCAGGAACUAACCAAUCAAACAAAGGACAAACUUGUUAAUUAGGUGUUUGGGGUAAGGAGAUAUUCCAAUUCCUAACACUUCUUAAUUGAGGGUUUAAAAAAAUGUUUUUUCCUUGAGUCCCUUCUUGAAAAAUCUUCCUAAAACACAUAUGUGCACAUGUGAUCCUUCCCUUGUGCAGUAGAGUUGCCCAGUGCCCUCAGCUCAGCGUUCCCAGUGUUCAUCCUCCCCUCAUGGCACUGUAAGUGUGCAAGGUAGACCAGAUGGCUAAAAUAUGUGCCAAUAUAUUUAGAUGGCUAAAAUAUGAGUGUUUAAGAACAAAUAUGUCUUAGGAAAUUGUUUUUAUUGUCAGGUUUAUUUUAGUAAUUUCUACUCCCAACUUGGGACUCAAACUCACAACCCCGAGAUCAAGAGUCACAUGCUCUUCUGACUGAGCCAGGCCGGGCACCCCAGUUUUUUUUUUUUUUUUUUUUUUUUUCAAGUCAUAACACUUUAGAGGCAAACCGUUGUUAACCAGGCCCCUGCACAGUGUCCGGCACAGAGUGUAUACUCAAUAAGUGCUUUGAGUUAAAGGAGAAGAAGGAAGAAAGGAAAAUGUAAACGACAUUUAUUGUGUUCCCAGAAUGUGGCAAGCGUUGCUUUUGAUUCUCUUGCUUGGAAUGCCAUCGCACGGUCACAUGAAUGGAGGGAAGGGGGAGGGCAUGUUGAGAUAAUCUUGUUAUUCCUUAUUCAUAGGUGAAGGAACCACAGAUUAGAGAGGGCAGGUGAGUUGCCCAGAGUCCUUCAGCUAGCCAACAUUGCAUUCAGGUGUGAAAUCCAGAUGUUUGAAGCUCUGUGUCCAGAGAUUGGCUUCUCACUCAUCUGCUCUAAGACACUGUCUAUCCUAGAAACUCCAGACACCCCAUGGUGCUCCCCCAUCAAGGUGAAGUAUGGGGAUGUGUACUGCAGGGCCCCUCAAGGAGGAUACUACAAAACAGCCCUGGGAACCAGGUGUGACAUUCGCUGCCGGAAGGGCUAUGAGCUGCAUGGUUCUUCCCAGCUCAUCUGCCAGUCAAACAGGCGCUGGUCCGACAAGGUCAUCUGCAAGCAAAAGCGGUGCCCCGUUCUGGCCAUGCCAGCGAAUGGAGGGUUUAAGUGCGUCGAUGGUGCCUACUUUAACUCCCGGUGUGAGUACUACUGCUCACCAGGAUACACGCUGAAAGGGGAGCGGACGGUCACGUGCAUGGACAACAAGGCCUGGAGCGGCCGCCCAGCCUCCUGUGUCGAUAUAGAACCUCCUAGAAUCAAGUGCCCAAGUGUGAAGGAACGCAUUGCUGAACCCAAUAAGCUGACGGUCCGGGUGUCCUGGGAGACGCCGGAGGGCAGAGACACGGCAGAUGGCAUUCUAACUGAUGUUAUUCUAAAAGGCCUCCCACCAGGCUCAAACUUUCCAGAAGGAGACCACAAGAUCCAGUACACAGUCUAUGACAGAGCUGAGAACAAGGGCGUUUGCAAAUUUCGAGUUAAAGUAAGAGUCCGCCGCUGUGGCAAACUCAACGCCCCAGAGAACGGUUACGUGAAGUGCUCCAGCGAUGGCGAUAAUUACGGGGCCACCUGUGAGUUCUCCUGCAUCGGUGGCUAUGAGCUACAGGGUAGUCCUGCCCGAGUCUGUCAGUCCAACCUGGCCUGGUCUGGCACGGAGCCCACCUGUGCAGCCAUGAAUGUCAACGUGGGUGUCAGAACAGCAGCGGCACUUCUGGACCAGUUUUAUGAGAAAAGGAGACUCCUCAUUGUGUCCACACCCACAGCCCGGAACCUUCUAUACAGGCUGCAGUUGGGAAUGCUGCAGCAAGCACAGUGUGGCCUGGAUCUUCGACACAUCACCGUGGUCGAGCUGGUAGGUGUGUUCCCGACCCUCAUCGGCAGGAUAGGAGCAAAGAUUAUGCCUCCAGCCCUAGCUCUGCAGCUCAGGUUGUUGCUGCGAAUCCCACUCUAUUCCUUCAGUAUGGUGCUAGUGGAUAAGCAUGGCAUGGACAAGGAGCGCUAUGUCUCCCUGGUGAUGCCUGUGGCCCUCUUCAACCUGAUUGAUACUUUCCCCUUGAGAAAAGAGGAGAUGGCCCUGCAGGCUGAAAUGGGCCAGACCUGCAACACCUGAUGCCAUGGCUCUUCUCUUCGCAGUUCCUCUGGUCGUCCAACAGAGUGCCAUGCACACGGAAAGGCCUUAAAAGUAUCCUUGAUGUACAGAUUUUUAUUUGUAAUUUUUAAAGUCUAUUUUAAUAUGAGCUUUCUUUGCACUUAAGAAUUACCAUGAUGCUUUUUGUACUUGGAAGUGUACCAAAAAAUUAUGAAUAUGAUAUUUACUCUUUCUCUUUAUUCCAUCAUGGCUGGUUGAUUUUAUAGAGAAAUUAGAAACCACAACCAUACACAUGCUUUCAAUGUGUUAUUCAGUGUAACACAUAACUUCUAUUUUGUUUUUUUUUUUAUAUAAAACUUAUAUGAAUAAAAUAUUUUGGAGCAAA